This is a messenger RNA of Hemibagrus wyckioides, 2665 nucleotides long. RefSeq names its product seryl-tRNA synthetase 2, mitochondrial (gene sars2). Lineage: Eukaryota; Metazoa; Chordata; Actinopteri; Siluriformes; Bagridae. Gene Ontology annotation, molecular function: serine-tRNA ligase activity; ATP binding; tRNA binding. Gene Ontology annotation, biological process: mitochondrial seryl-tRNA aminoacylation. The transcript has 16 exons. Bases 148 to 1710 code for a protein of 520 amino acids. Gene Ontology annotation, cellular component: mitochondrion. The record is from RefSeq and is a predicted model, not a curated record.
AUUUAGACGAGCUUCUCAUAGGUGGGUGCCACACAUCAGGUUAGUUUCUGUCUGUGUCGAAUACGAUGUAGGGAAUUAAAGGCUUUUGCACACUAUGUAGUGUCCAAAGUCGUUUAGGAUUCUGCCAUUUUGGAACUGUGCACUAAAAUGGCGUCCUCCAUAGGAACUGUCACACGAUUUCGCUCGCUUGUCUUCUUCACAUCAACAGUGAAACAAUAUGUGUGUAACACACCGGGACGGUUUUUCAGCUCGUGUCCCUCUGGCCGUGUACAGAGCAAGAGUAGCAUCUUCGAGCACGUUAAGGAGGGCUACAGUGAUAAACCCGAGCUGGACAUGCGGAGAAUCUGUGAACACACCGAUCAAGUCAUUAGUGAGUUGGAGAACAGAAAAGGAGAUUUAGGGGCAUUCGAUGUCCGAGCUAUUAUAUCAGCGUGGAAGCAGCUGCAGGAGGUGCAGAAAGAGAUAAACGAGUUGGAGGAACAGAAGAAAAUUAUCAGUGACAAAGUCCGGGCUCUUGUGGAGCAGCAUGAUAAAAAAGUCCUGUCCGGUCAUAUGGCAUACAAGUCUUUGAGAGAAGAAGGCCGAAAGAUCAGAGUGAGGUUGAGUCAGCUGUAUUCACGACAGAGUGAUGUAGAGGAAGAGUAUUAUUGUCUAGCUCUGAGGCUUCCCAACCGAACGCACCAAGAUGUACCCAUUGGAGAUGAGAGCCAGGCGAAGGUGGUUGAAAUGGUUGGACAUAAAGCUGAGUUUGAAUUCAAAGCGAAAGGCCACCUUGAAAUUGGUGAAAAUCUGGAUAUCAUAAGACAACGACGUCUUGCACAUGUGUCGGGUCACAGGUCGUACUAUCUGAGGGGAGCAGGAGCCCAGCUUCAGAUUGCAUUACAGAACUUUGCUCUCAACCUCCUUCAGAAAAGGGGGUUUAUCCCAAUGGUUGUUCCAGACAUGCUGAAAGGAGUCGUGUUUGAAGGUUGUGGGAUGCAGCCUUACGCUCACAGUUCCCAGGUUUACUCUCUAGACCCGAGUCGCUUCCCCAACCUUAACCUUGCUGGGACAGGGGAAGUCGGAGUUGCAGGUUACUUUAUGGACCAUGCUGUGAAUUUGAAAGACCUGCCAGUAAGGACGGUGUGUUGUAGCACAUGUUACAGAGCAGAAACUGAUACAGGAAGAGAAGCCUGGGGACUAUACAGGGUUCAUCACUUUAAUAAGGUGGAGAUGUUUGGUGUAACAGCAGAUGAAACUGGUCAGGAGAGUUCUCAGCUGUUAGAUGAAUUUGUUUUGUUGCAGAAGGAGAUUUUCUCUUCACUCAACCUCCAUUUCAGAGUUUUGGAUAUGCCCACUCAGGAGCUCGGGGCACCAGCCUUCAGGAAGUAUGACAUUGAAGCGUGGAUGCCAGGCCGUGAAAGUUACGGUGAGAUCUCCAGUGCAUCAAACUGCACUGACUACCAGAGCCGGCGUCUGAACAUUCUGUAUGAGAGAAGUGAUGGCAGUUUUAAGUAUGCUCACACAGUGAAUGCUACAGCGUGUGCUAUUCCACGCACUAUUAUUGCAAUUUUGGAAACGCAUCAAACAAAGGAAGGAACUGUACGUGUUCCAGAAGUUUUGCAGCCUUACCUUGGCUUAGAGGUGAUUGAAAAGCCUUCAUACACUCCCCUGAAGUACAUCGGACCAAAUCAGCCAAACCGUACACCUCAUUCAAUUGUUAAAAGCUAAUUUUACAGUAUUGUGUGUGUACACAGUUUCUUCUAUAUUUUUCAAAAAUCUACAGUUGGGGAAUUUUGAUCCAGGAAGUGACCGCUUCAUUUUUUUUAAAUACCAGAUUUUACAGUUUAACCAGAAAAGAGCUGAUCUGGGUCAAUUGUGCCCUGAGUCUGCUGGAGCCCUGUUUGUUUAUGAUUCAGAUAAUGUGCUGUUUGUUUGUCUCCAGUUUCCACUUUUUAGUUUCUGCUGACUAUAACAUGCUUUUGCAGGCCUUUUACAUGUGUGAAAAACAUGAAGACUGUUGCAUUGCAGUUCUUUUUGUUUGUAUUGGGGACUCCUAUUUCUAUUCCUACUCCUAUUUGACCUAUUAGGCAUGUGAUAUUGUAAACUGAGCAUUCCACCAUGUCCAGUGUAAGGAGUAGGUGAACUGUCAAUCGCAAAAACGUUAUUAAACAGCACAUGAUGUUGACACAUAGCUGACAUUAUUUUCUGUUAAUCUGCAUAGUGUUGAGCAUGAUGGUACCAGUCAAAAAGAAAAUAGAGUUCCAUCACAGUGAAGAGUCAGAGUGCUGCUGAGUGGGUGAUGCUUAUUUCAGUCAGUUUUACUUUGGCGUAAUGGACUAAAAAAGUCACCAAAACUACAACUACAACCCCUUCCCAAACUACAAAAACCACAAUGCAGUGCACUUCAACAAUAACUCUUUACUCUAAUAACCAAUGCAUUCUCCAAUGUUUUUCUGGAGUUCCUAUGCAAAGUAUGUAAUGGUUGGCUGGUUUUCGUAGUACAAUGGGAAAUAAUUGUACAAUAAAUGUCAAUAUACAACAAAUGUUGCAUACUGUGUCAGUGUAAUAUUGUAUAUAAGUGAUAAUAUCUUUGUCACACAAGCCAAGUGUCUUUAUUUCACAUGAACCUCAGAUCAUUACUGACACUUAAGCAUUUUUUUUCCCUCCCAAAAUAGGAAUGUUU